UCAUGCUGGAGCUAUGACAUCAUCUGGAGCCGCUGACCAUGACACGCGCUCGGGGAAGCAUGCAAACUGUUCUGUCAUGGGGGCGAUGGGUUGUCAGACUUGCAAGGUGGAGAAACUCCUGAAACAGUGUCAGAGGGAAGCCGUGUUGCGCCAGAGACAAAGGUUAACCACUUCGAAGGAGAACAGCCGGAUGAGUGGCACUGAUAAGCUAAGAAAUGAAGUUUCCUCCCACCAUCUCCCAGAUGUGCCAAGUUUGGACAGCUUUCAUCUUCUAGAGGACAACAGCAGAGUUCUGAGACACAACCCGGAGACCAUCAGUGACCAAAGGCUCAAGCAGAAGUUACUGGAGACUGAGAUCAGCACCAGAAAGAAGGAGUGUGAAGCACUUGAAGCAGAGGUGAAGAAGAAAAAUCAAACAUGUCAGACUUUGGAGAAUGAGCUUCAAGAUUUCCUUCAGGAGAACAAGCACUUGAACCUCCAGUUGUUCAACAACAGCCCCAAGGCAUCUGGGUAUGAGAAGGUGAAGUCUGAGUAUGCCCAGCUCAAAGAGACCCUUGGUGCUGUGACGCAGGAGAGAGAUUUAGCCCUGUGGGAGAGGAACCAGCUCCAAGGCAAACUGGAGAACCUAGAGCAAGUGCUCAAGCAUAUGCGAGAGGCUGCAGAGCGGAGGCAGCAGCUAGAAUUGGAGCAUGAGCAGGCCUUGGCUGUACUCAAUGCAAAGCAGCAGGAGAUUGACCUUCUACAGAAGGCUCAGGUUGAGGCUAAAAAGGAACAUGAAGGCGCUGUCCAUCUGUUAGAGAACCACUUGGACAGCAUGCAGGCCAAAGUCCGCGAGCUGGAGGAGAAAUGUCGGAGUCAGAGUGAGCAGUUCAACCUCCUGUCAAAAGAGCUGGAGAAGUUCCGGCUCCAGGCUGGGAAGUUUGACAUCCUCAGCACGGAACCUUUAACUCUAUGUGAAUCUCCUGGGUCGCCCAACAAAUCUUUGUCUCAGCUCCUCAAUGGACUGGCUGCCCCCCUAGGAAAAGGCAAUGAAGCUCCAUCAAGCAGAUCUUUGAUAUCGGAGUUCAUUCGACCGCUCCAGAUUAGUGGAGACAAGCCCGAGCUCCUCUCUGUCAAGCCAACAUUCCUCACUCGCAGUCGAGCCAGCAGCCCGGCACAGGCCUUCCUCUCUGAGAUGGACAAAGAGCUGAGCUCAACCACCAGGUCCAAACCAAGAUUCACUGGGAAGGUUCGUCUGUGUAUUGCUCGGUACAGUUACAAUCCUUAUGAUGGGCCUAAUGAGCAUCCUGAGGCAGAGCUCCCCCUGGUGGCAGGGAAGUACCUCUACGUUUACGGGACAAUGGAUGACGAUGGCUUUUAUGAAGGAGAGCUGCUGGAUGGACAGCGGGGCCUCGUCCCAUCUAACUUUGUAGAUUUUGUCCAAGAUGAGGAGACAUCGUCUGUCCAGCAAAGGGGCACAGUGGCUAAACAACCUGGCUACCUCAACCACAGUAGCCUGGGAACUCAGAGACUGGGGGUCGGCACAGGGACAGGAACAAGCAUUAGCAGCCUGCUGUCUGACAGUAAACUAGACUGUCUAAGUUCAAGCAGCUUGGGCAUUGACCUCACGGGUUCUUCCAGCAAUGGGACGGGAACGCUGGAUGUCAGCAUUGACGAGAUCGGUGAAGACAUUGUGCCUUAUCCCCGCCGCAUCAACCUGAUUAAACAACUGGCCAAGAGUGUAAUUAUUGGUUGGGACUCCCCUGUGGUCCCACCAGGCUGGGGUUCCAUCAGAGGCUACAAUGUCUUGGUGGAUAAGGAGGUGCGCAUGAGUGUCCCCUACGGGGGCAGGACAAAGUCUCUUAUUGAAAAGCUCAAUUUAACUACCAACACUUACCGUAUCUCAGUGCAGAGCAUCACUGACCGGGGCCCGUCGGAUGAGCUCCGGUGCACUCAGCUCGUGGGAAAGGAUGUGGUGGUGGCACCUUACUACUUGCGGGUGGACAGCAUCACGCAAGUCUCUGCUGAGCUCUCCUGGAUGCCCAGCAACAGCAACUACAGUCACACCAUCUUCCUCAACGGUGCAGAGUACGACAUGGUCAAGGCCGGGGGCUACAAGUACAAGUUCUUCAACCUGAAGUCCAUGACAGUUUACAAGGUGAAAGUUGCGGCGCAGCCGCAUCAGGUGCCUUGGCAGCUUCCGAUGGAUCAAAGGGAGAAGAGGGAAAUCUCUGUGGAGUUCUGCACUCAGCCUGCAGCGAGUGUGUUAUGCUCCUCAGGGCCCCCUCUACCUCCCCAGGAGGUGCAUGUUCAAUGUGGUCAGACGCCUGGGUUCCUGCAGGUCAGAUGGAAGCCGCCACCUCUGUCGCCUUCAGGAACCUCCAACGGAGCCAGUGUGAUUGGCUAUGUUGUGUGGACAAAGGGAGAAAAGAUCGCAGAAGUCUUGUACCCCACAGCAGAUUAUGUGACCGUGGAGUUAAACAGGAUUCAGGGUCUGGAGGCCAGAGAAAUCAUUGUAAGGACGUUAUCAACACAAGGAGAGUCCCAGGACUCUCCUGUGGCCGUCAUCCCAAACAAUCUCUUGGGCUCUCCACGCCUCUCCCACCGAACCACGGCACCCCCUCCCCCUAUGCCUCACCCGCAGUCCCAUCCAGGGCACUCACAAACCCAUCCUCCUUACCCGUCAACGUAUCCCCCGAAUCACCCUCAGCCCCAGAUGCAGCCUCUGUCUCGACCGCAGCCCCACACGCUGCCCCACACACAGUCGCACUCGGAGCCUGUCCAUCAUCCUCCUCCUCCUCCUCCUCCUCAACCCCAGCCUCAUUUCCAGUGCCACCCAAUGCCCAAGUCCAAGCCGUUAGUAAGUGCCAGAGAGCCAGAAACCAAAGAGCAUGAGGUGGGCCCGCGGCCAGCCCAGCCCUGGGAGCGCUCCUCGUCUCCGCUGCCCCCCAUGCGCGGCCCCAACCUAGAGCCGCCACAAUUUCAGCCACGGCGAUCGCCCUCUCCUCAGAGGAUCCUUCCGCAGCCUCAGGGAGUCCCCAUCACCAACACCAUCGCCAAGGCCAUGGCCAGGGAAGCUGCCCAGAGAGUGUUUGCCGAGGGUAACAGGAUUGAGAAAAGGAAUAUCUUUAGUGAACGAGGUAACACGUUGCAUCCACUCAACUCUGACGAGGAGGAGGAUGGAUACGACUCUCCUCAUGCGAGGAGGAGAGGAGCCUCGGUGGAUGAAUUCCUCAGAGGCUCCGAGUUGGGCAGACAGCAACAUCAUCACCACUACAGCCAGAGUGAGGAGUACCACACAGAGAGCAGCCGGGGUUCCGACCUGUCCGACAUUAUGGAGGAGGACGAGGAAGACCUGUACUCUGAGAUGCAACUGGAGGAAGGCCGCAGGCGCAGUAUCAACUCUCACAACACUCUUAAGGCAUAUUACAAGCGUCAGGACUUAGCUGAGGAAAGAGACUGCUGGGACCUCCAGAGGGAGGUGGUGAAGCAGAAGUCGCUCCGCAGCAAACGUCUCCACAGCAUCCCCGAGGUGGCCGAAGAGGAAUCUGAAAACGUGGACAGCAUGGGCCAACGUCUGUGCUUUGAAGACGGCGGGCGCCCGGGAACGCCGCACACUCAGCGGAGGAUGUACCCCCAGGAUACCCAGACGCACAACCAUUUCGCCCCCAACAAGACCUCCCGCUAUCUGCAGCGCCAGCGCUCCUCCCCUCGCUUCACCGACAGCCGCCACUACCACAACACAGACGACCGCAGUCUGGGACGCCCCAACCGCCAGAACACCAAGAGUCCUGACAGCGGCUUAGACUGCGGCAGUGAGGAAGAGGGCUCUCUUGGUCGGGUUCAUCGUGGGUACUACACUCAUGGAAGCCCACUGCGGGGACCCGUGCGCAUCAUUCAUUGCGAGGGCCCAGUAGAACGGCGGGCCCUGGCAAUGGGCCGUAAAAGAACUCUGACCCGCCAGUGCAGCGUGGAGGACGAGUUCUCCGACAUUCCAGUGACUUCAGCCAAGUUUGUUCACACGGGUGACUUUAGGAACAGGGAUAACUUUGGGCCUGGUCGGGAGGCCGGGCCGCGAAACUACUCCAGGGAAGGCGCCCUGAGCGAGGGCCGGCUGAACGAGCUGGACAGGGUCUAUUACAGCCCCCACAGGGAGGCUAGGGCCCAGUCUUUGUCCAGGCUCAACCGGGACCAGCCGCUGAUCAUUGGGAACUCACCGUCACACGGAAACGAUGAUCGUCUGGACCACUCGGGGAGGAGGCCGGUUCACAUCGGCACCCCCCCUCAGCGACGACCCAUCCCAUCCAUUGAGAUCACCAUGGACAGUAACAGUGAGGGGAGUGAGGGGAACCUCUCACCCGUCAAGGACGAUGUUUACUAUGGCAGUGUAGCUCGGCGCAGGAUAUGGCGAUCUAUGUCCUCAGAGGAUCAAUAUGACGGCUAUGGCGGUCGCAGGCACGGGCGGGGACGGCGUUCCCCGGAUUACUAUGAGGAAUCGGAGCCAGAGGAGAUGACCCGUGUGUUCGUGGCACUGUUUGACUAUGAUCCCCUGUCCAUGUCUCCCAACCCCGAUGCUGCUGAUGAGGAGCUGCCGUUCAAGGAGGGCCAGAUUAUCAAGGUGUUUGGGCAUAAAGAUACAGACGGCUUCUACAGGGCGGCAAUCCGAGAACGAGUGGGUCUGAUCCCCUGUAACAUGGUCUCUGAGAUCCAAACGGAGGAUUACGACAUGAUGGACCAGCUCCUCAAACAGGGCUUCCUGCCUCUCAACACUCCUGUGGAGAAGUUAGUGAACUGCGACCGUUUCAAAGAUGGCCGCUCAAUAAAUCGCAGGUCCAGAAAAUCCAAGAGAGAGAGGAAUAGGCGGAGCGGCCGUCAGCACCCAAUGUCGACACGAAGAAUGGUCGCUCUGUAUGACUACGACCCCAGAGAGAGCUCCCCUAACGUUGAUGUAGAGUAUGAGGGCAACAGACUGAAUGAGGAGGCUGAACUGACUUUCUGUGCCGGUGACGUCAUCAUGGUCUUUGGUGAAAUAGAUGAGGAUGGCUUUUACUAUGGCGAGCUCAAUGGACACAAGGGACUCGUUCCUUCCAACUUUCUAGAAGAAGUGCCUGACGAUGUAGAGGUUUUUCUCACUGACUCAUCAUCUCGAUACCCCCAGGACAAUCCAGCUCGGAUAAAGACCAAAAGGGUUCCAUUGGACAAAUCGGGUCCGCCCAGAAGAGCAGCCUCUCCCACGGUGCGUCCAUGCGCCCUGGACUGGGGCCCGGCCGCCGCGGGGCCUCGCAGGCCCAUCAGGGCCCCACUGGACUUGUACUCCUCCAAAAAGAAAAAGGGACUGAUCUCCAAAGGGAAGAAACUAUUGGGAAGACUUGGCGCUGUAAAAUAAUUUCUUGAGUGUCAAACACUCGUUCAUUGUGUUUGCAAAAAAAAAAAAAGAAAAGACAUGAAAACACCACAGUGGACAAGACAGGUUGCAUUUGUGAGCUGAGCAAAUGCUUUAUUCUUGUACAUCUGUAUACUAGAAUAUUUGUAUUUUGUUAACAUCAAUGCAUCAAUGACAUAUUUUCAACAACACAUUUCAUACUAUGGUCCUGAGACCUCAGCAGUGCUCGCCAUCUUACCUCCAAAGUCUCGGGAGGGCGUCAUCCAGUUUUCACUUGGUCGAGCCUGAUGAGCCCUCACACGCCACAUUGUGAGGCCUGGGUCUCUGCGUAGAAAUCUGAAUAUCACUCAAGGGCUCGCUCUGGGAGUCCCAUUAAGAAUCUGAGGGUCAGAGACGGACAUGGAGGCCAGCCAGCUGUUUGUGUGACGUACGGCAGGUCCACAUGCUUUUACUUCAGCACAUCCCCUCCUGAGCCUGCGGGAGCGCACGUCACGUGAUGGGCUCAGAGUGGAACCUGGAGAAUGAAGUGACAUUUACUGUGACAAAUCAGCAGAAAUAAGUCCCACUCAUCUUCUGCCUCCAUCUCAGAAGGGAAUAGUGUACAGUGACCCCCUCCCAAAACAAAAUGUCAGACACCAUGAAAACAAGCACACGUGUUCCUACUUCAGGGUCUCUGCAGUAAAAUGAGCCUGGAUGGAAAUUCCUAGUGGAUCCAACCUUAAUGUGUUUGCCUUAUAAUCGCACAAUGUUUAGUAGUUUGUCCAGAAGAGUGUGAAGCUUAAUGCUUCUAUUUACAGGCGGGUGACAAAUUAAAGGAAACCCCUGCAGAAUGUCUCCCAUCCAAACCACACCAGGGGUCACUUUUGAAAAUACAGCCCAAAGGAUUUGGAAUUUUUUGGGGGCCGAUGCAUAUUUAUUUCAAAAGGCAAUUACUCCCAAGAUUUAUGUAAUUGAGGCUUCAUGUUCUACAGAUGAACCAUAAACCUCAUUAGAGCUUUAAACAAAGAAAACAGAAAUACACAACUUCAACCCAUUAUAUAGAAUUCAAAAAACUGAUUGUAAGUAAAAUGUCAACACAUACAUACACAUCCUGCAUUGUUCAUUCAGUAAAAUAAAAGUUUUAAUAUCGGCAAACAGAAACGUAGAUACUGAUGUCUGUAAAAGGCUCUAUGUGAAAACAAUGACAUGUCACAUGUUGUGGCCUCUGCAGUCACCAGAUCUCAGUCUGUACGUCGGUAGAUUUUGACCCGACUCCUUUCCAAGUGUUGGAUGAGCAGUGUUAAAUGGUAAAUACACUAUUUAUAUAAUGCUCUCAUAUCGACCAAGACCAAGUUUUACAGUCAAGUUCACGCACUCGUACAGCUUCUAUUCACCACUACCCCCCGAGGCACAGCCCCUCAGAGACCUGUAAUAUCUGGUCCUACACCUUCAGCCGUAUUCCUUAAAUUUGUCACCUGUAUGUUUGUUGUCAUAUUGUAACAUCUGACUGCGGCUGUUUGUCGAACUGGGACGUGCAGGGUACAGUGUGACUGUGGUGAUCACCACAGGGCCAGAGAUUACACUUAACCAGCCCAUCAUCCAUAACUGAGCCCAGAACAGAAAAGAAAAUGUUUGCAUUAAUUUAAAAAAUAUUCCCUAGAAAAUAGAUCAUUGAAAAUCCCUCCCUGCAAAACCAAAUUCUGGGGCGACUGAUGAAAAAGAAAGUUGUUGGUGCCACACUGAUUAAAAACAGUGACUAAAGUAAACUGUUACAUAAACAGAUUGGAGACUAAAUAGUAGCUGAACUUUUCUAGAACAUCAGCGAAUGACCGGUUUGUUGACCUGCACUGGUUUCAUGACGUGCACUUGUGGGCUUCAGUCAGAGACAGUGUGACGUCUUUCAGUCGAUCACAGUGAGACACAAGGCUACCUCCACCCCUCUGACCCCACCUUAGAUCUCAAACGUUUGUUCAAGCCAGUCUGUCAGCGAUGCCUGUUCAGUGUCCCCAGUUCUGUUGGUGCAGGAUACAAGUACUGUAUAUCAAUAUAUAUAUAUAUAAUAUACAUAUAUAUAUCUACACCGUAGAGUAGUGAAUGUAUGAUGAAUUGAAAGCCAAUGUAUUUUCAAAGCUGCCCAAAAACGAUUGUGCAGGUGUCCGUCUUUGUGCGUGAAAUGAAACGGUCCAACUUUAUCUCCUCAUAUCGUUGUUUUUUCCACUUCAUCCUCACGUGUAUUUUCAAAUCGAGCCUAUAUUUUCUAUAACACAAGAGUUGAAACUGAAACUGCCAAAAAAGAAUGUAUGCAAAACAUUCUGAUACUUUCUGUACUGAUGAUUUUCAGCCAUGUUGACCUAAGGUGACCUGAUGUACGUUUUCCUAUUGACGGACCUCGUCCUCAAGACAUUGCUUCUGUUCAUUUUGAGUGACUGUUGCUCUUUUUGUACUUUGUCCAUUUGUAAAAUUGUUUUUAAAUGUUUAUACUUGAUUUUCAAACUGCCUUUUUUGUACAUUUAACUUUAUAAUCAAACAGUGCAAGCUUUCCCCAUGGUGUCUUUAAGACCAUAUUGUUUAAAAGUCUGCAGUUGUGUGCUAGCUUUAUGAUAAGAAUUAUCAGCCUAUAUUGAUGGUUACAAUUUAUCGUGUGGGUGUGCAUGUGCAAUUUUUUCUAAAAAAACAAUCUAAAUAAAUUUGAUAUUUUGUAA
Hippoglossus stenolepis (Pacific halibut) is the source of this 8043-nucleotide messenger RNA. RefSeq names its product RIMS binding protein 2b (gene rimbp2b). Bases 14 to 5365 code for a protein of 1783 amino acids. Gene Ontology annotation, biological process: neuromuscular synaptic transmission. Gene Ontology annotation, molecular function: protein binding. The transcript has 29 exons. NCBI's taxonomy places the organism in Eukaryota, Metazoa, Chordata, Actinopteri, Pleuronectiformes, Pleuronectidae. The record is from RefSeq and is a predicted model, not a curated record.